Messenger RNA from Brassica napus (rape), 1331 nucleotides. RefSeq names its product probable E3 ubiquitin-protein ligase RHC1A. NCBI's taxonomy places the organism in Eukaryota, Viridiplantae, Streptophyta, Magnoliopsida, Brassicales, Brassicaceae. Gene Ontology annotation, biological process: protein ubiquitination. Bases 199 to 1110 code for a protein of 303 amino acids. Gene Ontology annotation, molecular function: ubiquitin protein ligase activity. The transcript is spliced from 2 exons. The record is from RefSeq and is a predicted model, not a curated record. Gene Ontology annotation, cellular component: cytoplasm.
CCCCCCCCCCCCAAAUCCUCUCGCUAGGGUUUCUCCUCUGUCUUCCAGAUCCUCCACCUCCCAAUAUUUACCUCUUCCAGAUGACGAGGCUUAUCACUGAGAUCUGUCAAACGAGCUAACUUCUAAGGGAUUCAAGAAGAGUAUUUAGCUGUUGUGUUCUUGUCUGAGUCCACCAAAGGAAACAGCAACAGUGAGAAAAUGUCAAGCGGUGGAAAUACCCACUGGUGCCAUAGAUGCCAGCGUGCUGUCCGGCUACACGGACGAGACCCUGUAUGUUCUUAUUGUGGAGGAGGUUUUGUUGAACUGCUUGAACUCCCUCAAGCCAGCCCAUUUGGUAUGUUCAGAUCUCACAGGGACGUCGUGGAACGUGAUCCUACUUUUGAUCUCAUGGAUGCUUUCUCCGACUUUAUGAGGAACCGAGAAACCAGAGCAAGAUCCAUCAGCUCUGGUCCUGAGAACUUUCCCGGUCUGGCUCCUCUCUUAAUUUUUGGUGGUCAGGUUCCUUACAGACUAUCUGGAAUCGAAUCCCUCUUCAACGGCGGCUCGCCUGGCAUCGGCAUCGCACGUGGUAACCACACUGGUGACUACUUCUUCGGUCCUGGUCUUGAAGAGCUCUUUGAGCAGCUUUCAGCUGGGACUACUACUCGCAGCGGACCACCACCUGCUCCUAGAUCUUCAAUAGAUGCAUUGCCUACCAUCAAGAUCGCUCAGAGGCAUCUUAGGUCUUCGGACUCCAACUGUGCUGUGUGCAAAGACGAAUUUGAAUUGGGAGCAGAGGCGAAACAGAUGCCUUGUAACCAUAUCUAUCAUUCUGACUGCAUCGUCCCGUGGCUGGUUCAGCAUAACUCAUGCCCGGUCUGUCGCCAAGAGCUGCCGUCAGCUACAAGUAGUCAAAACAGAACCACCACCAGAAACAACAGAAUUAGUAGCAAUGAAAGGAGGAGUCCUUUCUCUUCCUUCUGGCCAUUUCGUUCGUCUGGUUCAACCUCAAACUCUACUCACAACCGCGGAAGCAGCGCAAGUAACGCGGAUGGAACCGAUGAGAACCAUAACUACCAUCAACAGCAACAGUCACAUAUGGGUUACGGUGGGUGGCCUUUUGAUUACUAAAGAUGAAGCUAAAGUAAAAAGACUUUGGUCUCACUAUGUGUUCUAUGCCUUGUGUGCCCUUGAGCUUUCUACUUUUAUCUCUUACUCUUGUCAACAUAAAUAAUGGAGAAGUGUAUCUUUUACUGUAGAUUUUCUGCGUCUGUGUAAAACCGUGUCAUCAUUUUCUAUAUGCUUUAUGUCAAUGUUAUUUGGUGGGUUUGAUAUAAUAUAUCUUCGUAACU